Rhineura floridana is the source of this 425-nucleotide messenger RNA. RefSeq names its product zinc finger protein 707-like. NCBI's taxonomy places the organism in Eukaryota, Metazoa, Chordata, Lepidosauria, Squamata, Rhineuridae. Gene Ontology annotation, biological process: regulation of DNA-templated transcription. Bases 33 to 371 code for a protein of 112 amino acids. The transcript has a single exon. The record is from RefSeq and is a predicted model, not a curated record.
CCGGAGGAGCCUGUGACUCCCACCUUUCGCAAAUGCAGAGCCUGGUGACCUUUGAGGAUGUGGCUGUGUAUUUCACGAAGGAGCAGUGGGCUCUGCUGGACCCCAACCAACGAGCUUUGUACAAGGAAGUCAUGAUAGAGAAUUUUGGGAAUGUGGCCUCAUUGGGAUAUCCAGCUCCUAAGCCUGGCCUCGUCUGCCGUCUGGAACAAGGAGAGGAGCCCUGUGUGCCAGAUUCUCAGGACUUCGAUGAAAGGAAGAUCUUUGACACCAGCUCAGAACUCAAGGCGCUGCCUUUGUGGUUCCCCUGCAGUCUCUCAUCCAGGCACUGCACAAGCCCAAACCUGCAUAGUUUCAGCAAGGUGGCUGCAUAAUGUCCUGUUUUUGUAUUUUUAUUAUGAUAUAUUGUAUUUUAUCUUGUUUGUUCA